Messenger RNA from Diorhabda carinulata, 1699 nucleotides. RefSeq lists its product as uncharacterized. The transcript is spliced from 3 exons. NCBI's taxonomy places the organism in Eukaryota, Metazoa, Arthropoda, Insecta, Coleoptera, Chrysomelidae. Gene Ontology annotation, molecular function: zinc ion binding. The coding region runs from base 463 to 984 and encodes 173 amino acids. The record is from RefSeq and is a predicted model, not a curated record.
CCAUUGUGAAGUUUUAUUAUCAUUGUGUUCCGCUAAAGUGAACUGAAAGUAUUUUCAAAUAACUAUGGCAGAAAGAGGUGUAGAUGAUAUUGCCGGAACAUCUAACAAACACGUGGUUGCAAGGAAAAAAUCUAAACCUCCAAAAACUCCAGCCGAGAGACAGCGAGCUUACAGAUUAAAAGAAAAUUAAUGAAGGAAGCCCAAAAUAUUCUGGCAAUCAACCAAUCUUUUUUAAGUUAAGUAAACUCUUUUUGCGUCUGGUUAGACUAUUGAACUUAAGGAGUAAACUCCAGUCGUGCGUCGGAGCUGACACACACAAUUUUUUGCAGAUCGUUUUGUUGUUAAGAAAAUAAUGGCUUUUAAACAUGUCCUAAAACUUUCCAGCAUCAGUGCUUUUAUAGAUGACACAACAAAAUUAUAAAAAGGGGUGAAAACGCCUUAGCGUCCAGUCAUGUGAAGAAAAUGGACCUAGACUCUUAUUUGCAGGUAAUCAGAGGGGAAGUAUUUGCUAGUAUGAAAGACAAAAGCUACAAGGUAUCUAUAGUGUUGGAAAAGAAUGGUGACAUUAAAGAAGCCACCUGCACUUGUCCCAAGGGUAUAAAACGCCAACACAUUGCGGCGUUGGCACUUUUUGGGCACUACAAUAUAUCUGUAACAGAUAAAGCAUGUGCACGGAAGGCACUAGCUAAACCGAAGGUUGGGCCAGUGAAAUCUGCAGAAGAGCUUUACACACCAAAGCCCUAUACACCUCUUGAAGGUGGGGUACCAGAAGCAUCAAUCAACAGAUUGAAGGAAGGUCUACACAACUUUGGAAAUACUGUUGGUUUUAUCUGGCUAUUGAACGAGGAAUCAAUAAAUUUUCUGGAAAAUGGAUUUCCGGUAAUUGAAGAAAUAAUUUCUUGCAAGGACUUUUUGGAGGCCACAUUUAAACUGACUGUGUUCAUAGAAAAAUGUACUAGCCAGGUGUCAAAUGAAAAAUUAUAGUCUUUUCAAAAAUGGUAUUCUAUGUAGAAUUUUCUUACUUUAGUUUAAUUUGACAUACAUUUUUUAUUAUAAUCAAUUCAUUAUUUUUCCUGGUAAGUACAAUUUGGAUGGUAUCAAAGCAAUCCAGUGGGGUAGAACUCAUGAAAAAUAUGCUCUAGAUCAUUUGAAGCAGAUUUAUAAUUUAAAUGUUCGGCCAACUGGAGUAUGGCUUGCAAAUUCAGGACUUCUUGGUGAUAGCCCUGAUGGAAUAAUUGAUGAAGAAGAAGCCAUUGUAGAAGUGAAAUGCCCAUAUUCUUUCAGAAAUGAUAAGUUAUCCGAAAAAUUGAAGAAUUUUAAUAAAUAUAUAGUUUUUUUAUGACGAUGAUGGUAACUUGAUUUUAAAGUCACAAUUAUUAUCACCAAAUUCAAGGAGCUUUACAUAUUUUAAAAAAGAAAAAAUGUUACUUAUGUAUUUAUACCUUGAAGGAAACAGUUGUGACUAUUGUACAAUUUGACGAUUCAUGGAAAGAAAACAUUUCACUCUUGGAAAAUUUCUAUAUAGAACAAAACUUACAAAAGUUGUUAGACAAUUAAAUAAAAAUUAUUGACAUGUUUUUCAAUGUGAUUUUAGGUUAUUCUACAGUGUUAGCAGAUAGAGUAUACAGUUGGAAAAAUCUUUAAUAUUCAUUUUAGAUUAAAAAACAAUAUACAAAUAUACAAAUUUUUAUUCAGCAAA